Molecule: messenger RNA, 1080 nt
Organism: Ostertagia ostertagi
Lineage: Eukaryota; Metazoa; Nematoda; Chromadorea; Rhabditida; Trichostrongylidae
Source: the annotation of a GenBank genome assembly
AUGCAUCUAUCUCGUUGUGUCUGCGUCUCCACCGGUGCCCACACUCUGUCCCACUGCCAGCACGCAUCUUACCCAGAGUCCAUCGGCUACAAAGGCAUUCUUCUCUAUGGUACUGAGGAGCAAAAGAAUAAAUAUCUACCGGAUUUGGCAACAGGACGUAAAUUCGCUGCGUUUUGCCUCACGGAACCCGGCAGUGGAUCCGAUGCCAAUUCGAUCAAAACGCGUGCCGAAAAGUCCGCCGACGGAAAGCACUACGUUCUGAACGGCAGCAAAAUCUGGAUCAGUAACGGAGGUUUUGCAGAUGUUUUCACCGUAUUCGCUCAGACGCCUGUGAAAAUGCCAGACGGCAGCACCAAGGACAAAGUCUCGGCGUUUGUCGUUGAGCGAGCGUUCGGUGGUGUGACAAAUGGUCCACCGGAGAAGAGAAAUGGAAGCACCCAUCCGGACCGUGACAGAGAAGGUUCCCGUGAGAAUCUACUCGGAGUGGAGGGUGAAGGAUUCAAAGUGGCGAUGAAUAUCUUGAACAAUGGCCGUUUUGGUAUCCCAGCAAUGUGCACAGGAGCAAUGAAGUACUGCAUCCAGAAGACGGAAAAUGCCUGGUGGGUAUGUGACGAGGCGAUCCAACUGCACGGAGGUAUGGGAUUCAUGAAAGACUGCGGUCUGGAACGGGUCAUGAGAGAUCUGCGAAUCUUCAGAAUCUUCGAAGGUGCUAACGACGUCUUGCGGCUGUUUGUGGCGCUCACUGGAGCGCAACAUGCUGGAAGACAUCUUCAACAGGUGGCCAAAGAUAUCAAGUCUGGUAGUAUUGGAACGAUUUUCGGACAGGUGGUGAAAAGGGCAACGGGGGGAAGUACCGGUGCGGAGUUCUCUACUGUGGUAGAACCGGCCUUGACGGAAUCCUCAUUGAAGCUGGACGAUUGUAUCAAGGAAUUCGGAAAGACUGUGGAGAAUCUGCUUAUCAAAUACAAAAAGGAUAUCGUUAACCGACAGUACGAGCUGGUCCGUGUGGCAGACGCAGCGAUCGAUAUCUACUGUAUGAUCGCGACGAUUUCCAGAAAAAGUAACCAAGUAACCAAGUAA